AUGGAAGUGCUUACAGAGCAGACUCAUGGACAGAGGGAAACACCGGCGGCUCUCCUGUCUUCCAGCUAUUGUGUCCACUCUGGUGGUUUAGACUCUGGUGGUUUAGUCUCUGGUGGUUUAGACCCUGGUGGUUUAGACCCUGGUGGUUUAGACUCUGGUGGUUUAGACUCUGGUGGUGGUUUAGAGCCUGGUGGUUUAGACCCUGGUGGUUUAGACCCUUGUGGUUUAGACCCUGGUGGUUUAGACUCUGGUGGUGGUUUAGACCCUGGUGGUUUAGACCCUGGUGGUUUAGACCCUGGUGGUUUAGACCCUGGUGGUUUAGACCCUUGUGGUUUAGACCCUGGUGGUUUAGACUCUGGUGGUGUAGACUCUGGUGGUUUAGACUCUGGUGGUGUAGACUCUGGUGGUUUAGACUCUGGUGGUUUAGACUCUGGUGGUUUAGACCCUGGUGGUUUAGAUUCUGGUGGUUUAGACCCUGGUGGUUUAGACUCUGGUGGUUUAGACUCUGGUGGUUUAGUCUCUGGUGGUUUACACUCUGGUGGUUUGGAUUCUGGUGGUUUAGACUCUGGUGGUUUAGUCUCUGGUGGUUUGGAUUCUGGUGGUGGUUUAGACCCUGGUGGUGGUUUAGACCCUGGUGGUGGUUUAGACCCUGGUGGUGGUUUAGACCCUGGUGGUUUAGACUCUGGUGGUUUAGACUCUGGUGGUUUAGACUCUGGUGGUUUAGUCUCUGGUGGUUUGGAUUCUGGUGGUGGUUUAGACUCUGGUGGUUUAGUCUCUGGUGGUGGUUUAGACCCUGGUGGUUUAGACUCUGGUGGUUUGGAUUCUGGUGGUGGUUUAGACCCUGGUGGUGGUUUAGACUCUGGUGGUUUGGAUUCUGGUGGUGGUUUAGACCCUGGUGGUGGUUUAGACCUGGUGGUGGUUUAG
Messenger RNA from Knipowitschia caucasica, 924 nucleotides. The record is from the annotation of a GenBank genome assembly. Lineage: Eukaryota; Metazoa; Chordata; Actinopteri; Gobiiformes; Gobiidae.